This is a messenger RNA of Hansenula anomala, 1060 nucleotides long. RefSeq lists its product as uncharacterized. NCBI's taxonomy places the organism in Eukaryota, Fungi, Ascomycota, Saccharomycetes, Phaffomycetales, Wickerhamomycetaceae. The coding region runs from base 155 to 1060 and encodes 301 amino acids. The record is from RefSeq and is a predicted model, not a curated record. The transcript is spliced from 2 exons.
GGCUGCAUUAAUUGGCGACUAAUUCCGUCUUGAAGGUAUUAAUAUUUCAAGUACAUUCGGUGAUUAUAGGUCAAUUUUAAUGGAGGAGGAAUCUAUUGUGACACAAAAAUUAUAUUAAUUAGUUUAUUGCAUGGUCUGAACCAAAAUUUACAUCAUGAAUUCCAUGAAAAGGAAUGGAUUGCGAGUUUUCGUUGAUCAAAAUUCAAAAACUGAAGAAUCAAGUAGUGAUGAUGGUGAUGAACGUGGUACUCCAACCCAAUUGAAAGAGGCUGCUAACAUAGAAGAAGAUAUCAAUGACGACUUAAAUAGUCCAGUGUUUUUUGAAGAUAGUAAUAGUUCAUCACAUAGCAGGACACAAUCAUUGGAAAAAGUGAUAACAAUGACAUCGUUACAUAGAACAAGAACAAGUUCCUAUAAUAAUAAGACCACAACACCAACACCAUCAAUUUUCAAUACGCCCAAGGCUGAUUUGCAUCAUGAUUAUACCCACACACCUUCGAGCUCAAUAGUUAAAUUAGAAUCUGGAUUGGUGACACCUGUUAGGGAAAGACUAUUGGAGGAGGAUGACAUGGAGCACAAUAGAUUAGAAUAUUCACCAACAAUAACAAUUGAUGAAAGGUUUGAUGUUAAAGUGGAUAUACCUUCGGAAAAGGCAUUACCGAGAACCACUGAGGAUAAAAUCAAAUUCUUUGAAACUUUCCAAAAGAAAGAAGCUCAAGAAUUUGAUAAAACUUUGAAAAGUUUGAAAAAAGGUGGUUGGAUAACUUCAAAAGAUUUAUCAUCAUUAGAAACUAAGAAACAUAAUCAUUUCAAAAAAUGGGAGAUCAAAAUCAAAGAGUUGAAGAAUUCUCUAAGGCACAAGAAAUUACAACAAGGUAUCCAUGGUACUCCUCCUAUAAGUUCUGCUGCUAGUGGACCUGUUACACCUGGUGGUCAUAUUGAUGAUUUCAGCUAUUUUAGUCCAAAAAUAAAAAAUGAUGUUGAGAAUUUUGAAGGUGAUAGAUCUCCAAACUUGCAAACUUUGGAACAACAGUUUUCAGUACUGGGUAUAAGUCAGUGA